Striga asiatica is the source of this 1029-nucleotide messenger RNA. Lineage: Eukaryota; Viridiplantae; Streptophyta; Magnoliopsida; Lamiales; Orobanchaceae. The record is from the annotation of a GenBank genome assembly.
AUGGAGAAGGUCCAGUUAGUCAACCUGUUGUGGCAAAUAGUUUGCUGGAGGAGGCGGGACUGCCCGGCGCCAGCUGCCUUCAUGAGGUGGCGUGUGGACAGGUGGCGGACCAUGUUGGGGAAGAUGGGGCCCACCUUGUCAAAGUGGUGGAGGGACAAGAGUGGGGACAGGGAGUGGGAUGAUAACAAGCCAGAUAUAUCGCCACAUAAUUGUGGACUAUUGUCUAGCUAUCUAAACACUAUAAUAACUUCAAGAACCGAAAAUUUGAAGCAAUCAAAAUAUAGUCAUCUGGUGAUUUCCAUUGUUUGGAGACAGGUUAGCACCAAUGUCAGCAAUACAGGCCCUGGUGGUGUUAUCAGCGGAGUUCAAAAACACGUACCUCUUGAGACAACUUUCCAUGUCCCGAGCCAGGGCUUUCGCCAGCUUUCGGCUCAGAAUUAUCCCACCCCCGCCAAAAGCCUGGUCGAACGAAAACAGAUUAUUCGACACUAUACUCUCCGAAUUCCCACCGAGAUAGUAAUACCUCUCGUGGUCGUACUUACUAAGCACGUCGACCAUAUUGAAAUCGAGUCGUCAUCCCCCAUCACCACCCAUCUGAAAUCGUCUUCUUUAUCGUCAACUAAUUCUACCUCCCUCACGACUUCCAUUAUCCCGUGCACCAUCCUCUGGGCCCGGAUAUUGGUCUUGUUGAACGCGGUAGGGAGGGGAGGUGUCGGGCCAGGGCAGGAGGUUGGGCCCCGAGGGUUUGUCGAGGAAGAUGAAGCCAUGGGUGGAGUUGGGCCGCCACCACGACUCGAUGUACGAUUUUCGGUUGGGCCAGGCCUUUUCGGAGGCGAGCAAGCCGAACACGAGGUGGCUGAGAUUGGUCGGCUUAGUUUUGGGGCGGCCGGUUGGGGAGAAUUGGAAGGUAGGGAGAUGAGGUUGUUGUUUGGGUAUGAAAUUGUGAUGAAACCAAGGGCAAUUCCUAUCAAUAUCAUGAGCAGUAGUUGUGUAUGGCAUUGGCUGCAGAUUUUGAUAAGUACCCUUGUU